CGCGGGCUCCCUCCAGCAGCAGCAAGCCCAACAAGCCGCUUCGAAGGGGAGGCGAUUGAGCAGCGGCGGCCGCGGCAGAAGCGCCAAGGGAGCCAGCCUAGACGGACGGGCGCGCUGCGGACGGACAGGGCUCGUCCUCCCCCCUCCACCCCUACCCCCUGCCAAGCCUCCGGGCGGGGUCCUGCGGGGGUGUUCCCCCUCGGCUGCCUUCGCCGACCUUCACCCUCCGACACCCCCCUUCCCCGCGUCCACUGAACACAUGAGGUUUUUCAGGUUGACCUUCAAGUGCUUCGUGGAUUGUUUCUGAGUCGCUGCCAACCCCCCCCAACCAACCCCACAGCCGAGCCCCUGCGAGCCCCUCCCGCGCCACAGACACCCCCCCCCACGCCGCCGCCUCCCGCUCGCCCUUCCGAGGGGGCUUCUCCCCGCACCCACAGCGCCCCUCUGCCCACCCGCCUUCGAGCAUCGCCCCGAUCCGCCUGGAGGGGGGCGGCCGGGAGUCGGGGGUCCCCCCCGGCGGCAUGGCCAAGGGGGCUUCGUCGGAGAGCAGCGGCUGCGGCGGCAUUUACAGCGUCUCCGUGGAACAGCCAGAGAAAAAGACGGGGCACCCCGCCGCCAUGUGCCAGGGAGCCCCCGCCGCGGGCAAAGGGGAGGACACGGAGCCCCCCGGGCCGGCCCGGGCCUUGCCGGCCCGCGAGAGGGAGACCUGGACCCGGCAGAUGGAUUUUAUCAUGUCCUGCGUGGGCUUCGCCGUGGGUCUUGGCAACGUGUGGCGCUUCCCCUACCUGUGCUACAAGAACGGGGGAGGUGUGUUCCUCAUCCCUUACAUUCUUAUUGCCCUCAUUGGCGGAAUUCCCAUCUUCUUCCUGGAAAUUUCCUUGGGGCAGUUCAUGAAGGCCGGGAGCAUCAAUGUAUGGAACAUCGCACCACUUUUCAAAGGGCUGGGGUUUGCCUCUAUGGUGAUUGUCUUCUACUGCAACACCUACUACAUCAUGGUACUGGCCUGGGGUUUCUACUACCUGGUGAAGUCCUUCACGGCCACCCUGCCCUGGGCAACCUGCGGGAAUCCCUGGAACUCCCUGGAGUGCAUGGAGAUCUUCAGGCAUGGCGACUGCGCCAACGGCACCGCCAGCAGCAACCUUACCUGUGACGAACUUUCCGACAAGAGAUCGCCCGUCAUUGAGUUCUGGGAGAACAAGGUGCUGCGUCUGUCGGGAGGCCUAGAGCUCCCUGGGGCUAUCAACUGGGAGGUGACCCUCUGCCUUCUAGCCUGCUGGGUCCUUGUCUACUUCUGUGUCUGGAAAGGCGUCAAGUCCACAGGAAAGAUUGUCUACUUCACUGCUACAUUCCCUUACGUGGUGCUCAUCAUACUGCUAAUCCGAGGGGUGAUGCUGCCUGGAGCUCAGGAUGGGAUAAUCUACUAUCUCAAACCCGACUGGUCCAAACUGGCCUCCCCUCAGGUGUGGAUUGAUGCUGGGACCCAAAUCUUUUUCUCAUAUGCCAUAGGAUUGGGGGCACUCACUGCCCUGGGCAGCUAUAACCGGUUCAACAACAAUUGCUAUAAAGACGCCAUCAUCCUGGCGCUGAUCAAUAGUGGGACCAGCUUCUUCUCUGGCUUUGUGGUCUUCUCCAUCCUGGGCUUCAUGGCAGCGGAACAGGGCGUUGACAUCGCCAAAGUGGCCGAGUCUGGACCUGGACUGGCAUUUAUUGCGUACCCGCGAGCUGUCACCCUCAUGCCAGUGGCUCCACUUUGGGCUGCCCUCUUUUUCUUCAUGCUGCUGCUUCUGGGCUUAGAUAGCCAGUUUGUGGGCGUUGAAGGCUUUAUCACCGGCAUCCUGGAUUUCUUCCCGACUGCCUACGCCUUCCGAUUCCAGAGAGAGGUCAUCGUGGCCGUCUCCUGUGUGGUCUGCUUCUUCAUUGAGCUGUCCAUGGUGACUGAGGGGGGCAUGUAUGUCUUCCAGCUGUUCGACUACUACUCAGCAAGUGGCACCACACUGCUAUGGCAGGCCUUCUGGGAGUGCGUGGUGAUUGCCUGGGUCUACGGAGCUGACCGUUUCAUGGAUGACAUCGCUUGCAUGAUUGGCUACCGGCCCUGCCCCUGGAUGAAGUGGUGUUGGAUGUUCCUGACCCCGCUUGUCUGCCUGGGCAUCUUUCUUUUCAACGUUGCCUACUACAAGCCAUUGAUCUACAACAACAGCUACAUCUACCCCUGGUGGGGAGAAGCCAUCGGCUGGGGCUUUGCACUGUCCUCCAUGCUGUGUGUCCCUCUUACCGCCCUUUACAAACUCAUCCGUGCCAAGGGAACACUGGCUGAGCGCUGGCAUCACCUCACCCAGCCAAUCUGGGGGCUACACCAUCUGGAAUACAAGGUGCCCGAAUCGGAGAUGGGCGCUCUGACCACCUUGACCCCUGUCUCAGAUGGCGGCUCCAAAGUGGUCAUCUUAGAGAGUGUCAUGUGACCAAUGCUCACCCACCAUACACAAGCGACAAGAGGCGCCAUUUCUCUGUGCCACUCAACUCCUGGCUGCCAAUAUGGGGAGGGGUACACUUCACUUGCCAUGUGUUGAGUUGGGGGGCAGUGCUCCCUGCAUGUUGGGAAAAGGUAUUGCUGGUUCUUUAUCUACUUCCCACCUUCUCCCCUCAGGUGUCAGAAUGAAGCCUGGCUGAGGGAAGGGAUAACCAGCCCCUCUGAGUGGAGGGUGGGAAUUCUAAAGGCCA
Molecule: messenger RNA, 2718 nt
Organism: Hemicordylus capensis (graceful crag lizard)
Lineage: Eukaryota; Metazoa; Chordata; Lepidosauria; Squamata; Cordylidae
Gene: SLC6A8
Product: solute carrier family 6 member 8
Exons: 13
Coding region: 522-2459 (645 amino acids)
Biological process (GO): sodium ion transmembrane transport
Cellular component (GO): membrane
Source: RefSeq, a predicted model, not a curated record